Miscanthus lutarioriparius is the source of this 459-nucleotide messenger RNA. NCBI's taxonomy places the organism in Eukaryota, Viridiplantae, Streptophyta, Magnoliopsida, Poales, Poaceae. The record is from the annotation of a GenBank genome assembly.
AUGUCUAAGAAGAUAGUGGUCAAAGCUGACCUCGUCGGCAAGACAUGCAUGAGGGAUAUCAUGUCAGUUGCUGCGACGCUCCAAGGCAUCAAGUCGAUGGAAGUUGACGCUGAGAAGUGCACGCUGACGGUGGUCGGCACCGUCGACCCGGUGUGCAUCGCGCAGAAGCUCAAGAAGAAGUGCUUCGCCGUGAAUAUCAUCAGCGUCGAAGACGACAAGCCCAAGCCCCCGGCCCCGGAGAAGCCGAAGGACCCCUGCAAGGAAGCGUGCGAGAAGAAGUGCGACAAGAUCACCUGCUGCAAGGAGUGCAAGGACAAGUGCAAGGAGACGUGCGAGAGGCGGUGCAAGGCGUGGCUCGAGAGCGGCGGCUGCUGCUCCUGCCGCACGCGCUGCGCCGUGCCCAGCUACCCCUACAGCGGGUGCAGCGGUGGCAGCUGGCCCUGGCCCUACGGCUGCUAG